CGUUACAUUACUCGUGAACGUCCUUGAGAACACUUCAAGGGCAUCUAGUGUCUCAUGGUGUCCGAUACUUCAGAAGGUAGAACGAUAUUUAUCAGAAACCUAUCCUUUGAUGUGGAAGAAGAUGCGUUGUACAAAUUUUUUUCACAAUUCGGACCGCUAGAAUUUGCGAAAGUAGUUAAAGAUCCAGCAACACAACAUUCCCGUGGUACAGCCUUUGUAAAGUUUGUAAAUGCUGAGGAUGCAUCAAAUGUCUUACAACAAUCUGAUAAACCUGAGAAUGCUCGUCAAUUUUCUUUGGAAAACCGAACUUUAAACAUAACGAUUGCUGUUUCUAGAACAGAGGCACAAAAUCUACGAAAAAGGAAACAUGAAGAUGAUGCUUCAGAGGGUUUUGCAGGCCCUGCAGAUGCUGUAAAGCAAAAGGGACGCAAUUUGCAUUUAGCAUCUAUUGGAAUUAUUCGUCCUGGAUCAUCUGAAGCUGAAGGUUUAAGCAAAGAAGAUUUAGCUAGAAGGGAUGCAUUAUUGCGAGAGAAAAAGAAAAAACUAACUGAUCCAAAUUAUUUUAUUAGUGAUGUUCGAUUAUGUUUACGUAAUCUACCCUUACAUGUAUCUGAUGAUGACUUAAAGUCUGCUUGCAUGAAAUUUCUAAAGAAAAGUACGGACCACCGGAUUGUAGAAUGUCGUAUUAUGCGUAAUCUCCAACCAGGCAGACAACAAUAUCGUUCACUUGGCUAUGGAUUUGUUGCAUUUACCAAUCAUGAAAAUGCAUUAAAUGUAUUGCAUGGCUUAAAUAAUAAUCCGAAUGCAUUCCCACCUAGUAAUCGACGACCAAUUGUUGAAUUUUCAUUGGAAAAUAUGAGAGCAUUACAAUUAAAACAGAAAAGAGCAGAAAAAUGUUUGAUGCUUCAAUCUAAAGCCAAAGAAUCAUCAUCAUCAUUAUCAUUAUCAACAUCACAAUUAUUCCCAAAGAAUAUUAAGAGAAAUGGACAAAUCACUAAAUCUUUAUUAUCAUCGAAAUUAUCUCAUUCAAUAAUAUAUAAAAAGUCUAAAAUCAAUAAUCAUUUUAAUUCUAUUAACAAAUCAGAUAAGAAAUUAUUUUUAUCAAAACAUUUCGGUUCAAAAAAACGUCAUUGUUAUCGUUAUCAUGAACAAUUAGUAAAAGUAUCAUUAAAAUUAAAACAUAAAAAAACUCGUAAACAAAAACAUGCAACAAACAAAAUAUAUAAAAUGUAAUCUUAUAUAUAUACAUAUUCGUCAAGUAGUUUGUUUGUUUGUUUGUUUGUU
Schistosoma spindalis is the source of this 1284-nucleotide messenger RNA. The record is from the annotation of a GenBank genome assembly. Lineage: Eukaryota; Metazoa; Platyhelminthes; Trematoda; Strigeidida; Schistosomatidae.